CGCUGAGUCGCAUACAGUUGGACGACAGAAACACUCGCGUUUUUAAGGAGGGUUUAUUUACUAACUUUCAGCACCACGCCCCGGCGGCGGAGUCAGUUUAGAGCUGACGUCGGCGAAAUGAAAUCGGCUUGCUGCAUUUUCCCUCACAGAAUGGAAGUAGUCGUGGAGGUGAUACGGACUAAACUCGCUUGACUCGCCAGGAUAUUGAACCCGUUUUCCCUUUUCUCUGAGUAUAAGACAACCUUUACAACGAAGCCAAUCUCUGUGGCUGCUCAUCUUAUAUUGCACCCGUAUGGACGAUGAGGAGGAUGAUGUGUUUGAGCCAGACCCCCACUGCUGGCGCACCACAUUCAGGGAGAUAAAGUGUGAAGACCGGGGAACACAGACACCUGGCCCUGCCCUGGCAUUGAACAACGGCAUGCUGCCCUGUGGAGUCGCAGAGGAGCCCAGACCACUCUUCUACGGCAACGCAGGUUUUCGAUUGCACUUCCCGGCACACUUUGAGCUUGUUGGGGAUCAGGAAGCGAGGGGACAAGAAAGUGAAGGGGAGCAAAACGGGAUGGAGCAGCUUCCCCACCAGCAACCUGUGGCCCGCAGUGUGGAGGCCUGCAUUGGCCAGAAACUCCAGCUGAUAGGAGACCAGUUUCACCGGGAACACCUACAACUGUGUGCUGUGGAGGCAACUGGCAUGAAGGAUGCCUGGCCUCAAUCAACACAUUACACUAUGGUCAGGGUGACACUGUCCUCUAAGUCCGUGUGCUGCAUAAAGUUGCUUUGCUGUGGGGGUGUUGUAUGACCGUGAGACACUGUUGUUCCAUUGGCUGUUACAUCAAAAAUAUACACAAACCCUCAGGAGAUUUUCUGCAGAGUCUCUUGUUGCACAAGUGGUUAACAGUCUAACACCUAUUUAUUCACACGUGCACUUUUAAACACACACAGCCACACAUACCGAUAUGUCCAGGAAAAAGCAGAAGUGGCGGGAGAAGGUAAACAUGUUGUAACCCGAAGCUCAGCGCGUGAGCCCCCAGGGGGACAGCUGUGUUUCCAGGGAGUCACCAGUCAGCCCCUUCCCGCAGCAAGGAGCGGCCACAGGAGACAUCCAAAUAAGAGGUCUACGCCGCCCUAGAGAGGGGGGUUGGGAUCCAUAAUGAUACACAUAUACAGUAAGCAUUAAUAUGAGGGAAAGAGGUUUGAAAAUGAACCUCAAAUGAUCAAGUUACAACUUCAGUUGUCUUUUGGGAAAUGGUACCUCCCUGCACAUAAUAUAAUUCUUUUUUUUUUACUUCAUACUCUGAAGUGCAAGACAGUUUCUGACUUUCUCAUGCGCUUAUGAAGUUAUUUAUACCCCUGCAGCUCAGCAUGACUCAUGUAUUGUGACACUGGCAAACACAGACAAUCAGACAGGAGGGUUUUUGUGAUGUGUGUGCGGCUGGGAUCUACUGACGCACGACGGUGGCUGGCCUGGGUCAGGGGAUGAGGAAGUGGCUUGUGCUCCUUUUGCUGGUUGAGUAAACAGCAGAGAGGACAGUCAGAGUGAGAAUGGCCCUGUGAAGUCAUAUCCUGAAGCUACAAGCGACAGUACACAUAUACACUGAUAUUAUGAUAGUGAAUAUAAUAUUAAUAUUUUGGCCUCAUGAAGAGUAAGGGGACUUUAAACGCUAACUUGUAUUGAGACCAGUGUAACUACUGUUAACAUGUGGAGCAUACAUACGUUUCUGCCAGUGUGUAUGAGUGAUCAGGAUCUGUGCGACUGGCUGUUGCUGAGGGAUGUUUUUACAACCAAAACACGGAUGUGCGUUUUUGGAUGUGUGAUUCCACUGCAGCCUCUGUAAUUGCUAUUUCAGGCACUGGUUGUGCAAUUAAUUGCAUUGUGCGUGCGCGUGUACAUGCUCAUGCUUGAAUACACCCAUACUUGUUUUUCUGCAUGUUAGUAUCUCUCACUUCUCACUAUCACACGGUCUGACAGUCAGUACAAAAACUCUCACUCCAUAAUAGUGUUACUGUGUGUCAGGUCUCAUUCCUGUGUGCUCCUGUCAGUAGGUGAUUGCAAUUAUUCAGUGCAGACACUUGUCCCUAAGCCAUUCAAGUGCCUUUGACUGCCAUCUUCCUGAUGGAUUUGGGAGUAAUGUGGCUGUGAGCAUUCUCCAUGGGAGCCUGUGGCCCCUGGCGAAAGGAGGGAUUAGAUAGCGAAGGAGUGCUGGUGGAUGCUGACAGAUAAAUUGCUCCUCAGUCAGAGAGGGCUGGAGGGAACACUGAGGUCCCCAGAGGUUGGCUGACAUUAGCCGGCCCGCCAUUUGAGACAAGGCAAUAAUGACAGUCACAAUGGCAGGAAGACUGCUCCAGCCUGCACAGGGCAAUGAGCAGAGUUAGGUUUCAUCCCUAUGUUUUUUUAAGAGAGACGACUCCUGCUGCUCUCGUAGAAGGUGUUGAAAGCUGUGUGUGUGUGUGUGUGUGUGUGUGUGUGUGUGUCUUUAUAUCUCUUUAUCUCUUUACUGUUCCAGUGAGCGCACGGCAGUCUCUCCUUUCAGCACUUGUAGAGUGGGGAGGAGUGGAGUUGCACUGGAAAUAAAAACAUAUUAAGCUUUGGAUAUUUACUUUUCAUUCAUUGUUCUGUGAUGAUGUUUGUUCACGAUGUUUGUGAUGUCCAUUUGUGCCACUCUAUUAUUCGAUAAAAAAAUUAACUUUUCCGUGGCUCCUUGUCUCCUCCCUGAUGUGACUAAUCCAGAGUUUCUUGCCAUUGAGGCUGGCCUGUUUGCUCAAGAGAUAAGGCAGAGCUUCUGAGCAGCUGGCUUGACAGACAGCCCGCAUGGGACACUGAUAAAGCACAUCAGGCUAGUGUCACAGUGACGAAACCAAGCAUCUGGCUAGACUCUGCAGCUCUAUCACUGGCUAAAUUUAGAGCCCGAGUCUCAUUUUGACAGUUGGUGGCGUGACUCAUGAAGUUGCGACAGGCCUGAGCACACCUCUUUUUCUCAUUCUCCCUCUCUCUUUUUCUGUUUGGCUCGGUGUCUCUCUCAGCUUGAUAGAGUGGAGGGCAAAAGGUCACUGCCACAGGAUCAUUCUGUUUCUGUUUAUAAAGAUUAAUUGCUUCUCAUGUAGCUUGUAGUAAAUACACAAGCUUUGUAGUGUAAUAAAUCUCUCAUUUGAUUUUUUUUUACUAUGUAUCUAAUGUUGAAACUCUAAGCACCAUUACCUAUUACACAUUAUUGACAUACUAUAUGUACAUUUGCGGCCAUUCUGUCUUCCUCUUCUCUGAUCCCAGAGUUGUAACUGACUGCAGUCUUUCAUUUAAUUUAGUUUAAAAUUUAAAAACUUAAGGCAUGUCAAGUCAAGCCAUUCUGGCUGCCAGCUUAUCCACUCUGUGCUGCAUAUAAAUAAUGCCUAUGUGUAUAUGAAGCAAAAUUAUGCUAUUAUUAUUAUGACCUUAUCAAAAUACCCCAGGUAAGAUGAUAUGUCAUACAACAGAGAACUAGUUUUAUCAAGACUCCCAGCAGUCUUUGCCAUGAUUAAGCGAGUAAAAAUAAGCGAGUAGUAAGAAACAAUACAAUACACUUGCUGGUUGGAACCUGGCAAAGCUUAUGUAACAUCCUGCAAUGUUCACCACAAAUUGAUAAGAGUAAAGAAACCCAGAGGCUUAUCACAAUUGCAGUUCUUGGCUGCUAACUAGGUCAAUGUUUGACACCACCAUAAGAGUCAUGUAAAUAUGGCAUAUCUAAUCCCUGCCUUUAGAUAUUUUGGCUUUCGUAAACAAUAGCAGAAUAUUGCCAAGAACAAGGUAGUACACUUUGGUGCAUUGUCAUGUCCCUCAGUUUACAACCCUUAUGAUCUGAAAAUAGCCAAAGCAUUAUCAGGCGUUGUGGAGUCUGCCUUUCGUCUGCAGAUGAGCUGUGAGGCUACUGUACCUUUCUCAUGCAGAUACGUGUUUUCCAGAGAGCUCCCUGCCUCUCAUCAAGAGCUCCCUAAUCCCAUUCGGUGCAAUUAUCUUAUCUCAGCUUCUCAAUGGCAGAGAUAGCAUUAUCCCCUUAAUCGCACACAAUCCAGUUGGCUCGCAAACCCGAAAGAGUCGUCCUGAGCCACUGGCUGCUGGUCUCUGCCAGGAAGAUUAGAAAAAGUGUGACUGUAUGAUGAAUAUGUUUAUGCUUUAGAAUGUCUGUUGGGAAGCCUGGAUUGUGUAGGGAUCUCACACACAAAGGGAGGCCUCUCUAAUAAGUAUUGUUGGGCACAGAAGCAGAAUGUUGUGAAAAUAUCAGUGUCGUUCUGGUGUCUAGUUUUGUCUUACCCUUUUCUCAGUUGAUCCUUUUCACUUUGUUCACUGUCAAUAGGCACACACCACAGGCAAAACACACUUAAGCUGACACUGAAAACCCAAACUAGUGACUAUUUCUAGUACUUUAUUUUGUUGAGUUUCGGUAGAGUGCACUAACUUUGGUAUGUUUUGUCUUCAU
This is a messenger RNA of Sander lucioperca (pikeperch), 4445 nucleotides long. It is a transcript of the gene bmf1, whose product is annotated as BCL2 modifying factor 1. The record is from RefSeq and is a predicted model, not a curated record. Gene Ontology annotation, biological process: positive regulation of apoptotic process; apoptotic process; negative regulation of autophagy. Gene Ontology annotation, cellular component: myosin complex. The coding region runs from base 293 to 796 and encodes 167 amino acids. The transcript is spliced from 4 exons. Lineage: Eukaryota; Metazoa; Chordata; Actinopteri; Perciformes; Percidae.